CUACCCCAAAAGCGCGCCUUUUAUAUCCAUCGCACACCACAUCGCAUCGCACGACACCAGCGUCUUUCUCCGUCGGAGAGCUAUCUCGUCGAGACCAGCAGAAAGAAAGAGCACGCCACGGCACAGUAGCUGCCCGGCCGGGUGUGCAAUUUCGUAGGAGAACAGAGAGGCAGUACGGAGUGAUGGAAGGGGCCAGCAAGGACGGCGGCGGCAAGGCCGGGGCGGAGCGGUCGAGGUUCAGGCGGGUGUGCGUGUUCUGCGGGAGCAGCUCGGGCAAGCGGAGCAGCUACCGGGACGCCGCCGUCGAGCUCGGCGAGGAGCUGGUGGCGAGGAAGGUGGAUUUGGUGUACGGAGGGGGCAGCCUGGGGCUCAUGGGGGAGGUCUCCGAGGCCGUGCACAAGGGCGGCGGCCAUGUCAUUGGCGUGAUACCGACCACUCUAAUGGGCAAGGAGAUCACCGGGGAGACGGUGGGCGAGGUGCGGGCCGUGGCGGGCAUGCACCAGCGCAAGGCCGAGAUGGCGCGCAACUCCGACGCCUUCAUCGCGCUCCCCGGUGGGUACGGGACGCUGGACGAGCUCCUGGAGGUGAUCGCGUGGGCCCAGCUCGGCAUCCACAGCAAACCGGUGGGCCUGCUGAACGUGGACGGGUACUACAACUUCCUGCUGGCCUUCAUCGACAAGGCGGUGGACGACGGGUUCAUCAAGCCCGCCCAGCGCCACAUCUUCGUCAGCGCCCCCGACGCCAGCGGCCUCGUCCAGAAGCUCGAGGAGUACGAGGCGGUGCAGGACGAGGACCCUGCGACGCCCAAGCUGCGGUGGGAGAUCGAGCAGGUCGGCUACAACGCCUCGCUCCAGGCUGAAAUCGCUCGCUGAUCACGUACCGGUUGGAUCGAUCGAUAUGAUCCAUACAGUAGCAUGAUCACCCUAGCUGGCGAGUUGACAAAAUCAAGGGGCAUGAAAGGAUGAGCAAAACGCACGGGAGGUUUUGCUUUUUGGAUGUGCGUUUUGCUCCUAGCAGCUUGUCCUGCAUGCCCACGACCAUGCAUGCAUGGAUAAGCCGUUUGUGCUCCACGCGUCUUAUUUAGUACCUAUUUCACCCUGAUGAAGGGUUAACUAGUGAUCGCCGCCCCUGAUGAUGUAUUGGGCACAGGUCCUGUAUCUAUUUUGGUGUAGAACCGCAUGCAGUAAACUGGUAAUACUAUAUAAUUAGCCACUGCUCGAGCCGCAAGUUAAUCGGAGUACGUACGUUCAUCA
Phragmites australis (common reed) is the source of this 1253-nucleotide messenger RNA. RefSeq names its product probable cytokinin riboside 5'-monophosphate phosphoribohydrolase LOGL9. Gene Ontology annotation, molecular function: hydrolase activity, hydrolyzing N-glycosyl compounds. NCBI's taxonomy places the organism in Eukaryota, Viridiplantae, Streptophyta, Magnoliopsida, Poales, Poaceae. Gene Ontology annotation, cellular component: nucleus; cytosol. The record is from RefSeq and is a predicted model, not a curated record. Gene Ontology annotation, biological process: cytokinin biosynthetic process. Bases 183 to 872 code for a protein of 229 amino acids. The transcript has 6 exons.